AAUAAAAUGGAUAAAAUCCAAUCACUAUCAUCAUAAAUAAUAUAAAAUAACUGCUCAAACGACGUUUUUGUUAACGUCUAACUUGCUCCCCCAGAUCCGAUUUUAGGAACAGCAAUAGCAUAUAAGAACGAUUAAUCAAAAGACAAGAUGAAUUUAGGAGUCGGAGCAUACAGAGACGAUAACGAAAAGCCUUAUGUAUUCAAAGUAGUAAGAAAAGUUGACUAAAUGUUAUCUAACGAUCCUACUUUAGAUAAAGAAUAUCUUCCUAUCGACGGUUUGGCAUAAUUUAACGAAUUAACCAAAGCUUUAAUUUUCGGAAAAGACAGUGCUGCCAUAAAAGAACAAAGAGUAGUGACUGUAUAGGCAAUUUCAGGUACCGGAUCUUUAAGAAUCGGAUUCGAAUUUUUAUAAAAAUUCACUCCAGGUGAAGUUUAUGUAAGUAAUCCUACAUGGGGUAACCAUCAUGAUAUAAUUAGAUGUGCUGGAUUGACUUUUAAAAAUUACCCUUAUUACAAUGCUUAAAAAAAAGGACUCGAUUUUGAAGGAAUGUAUAAUACUUUGGCGUAAGCUAAGGCCGGAUCAAUUGUAUUAUUACAUGCGUGUGCACAUAAUCCUACUGGCUAUGAUUUAAGUGAAGAUUAAUGGAGAAAAUUAGCGGCUUUAAUGAAAUAAAAUAAAUUGUUCCCUUUCUUUGAUUCAGCUUAUUAAGGAUUCGCUAGUGGAGAUUUGGUCAAAGAUGCCUUUUCAAUUAGAUUAUUUACAGAAUUAGGAUUCUAGUUAGUAGUUUCUUAAUCUUUUGCCAAGAAUAUGGGAUUAUAUAGUGAAAGAAUUGGAGCUUUCCAUAUUGUUUGUGCUAAUAAAGAUACUGCAGUUAAAGUUUUGUCUUAAAUAAAACUCGUUAUUAGACCUAUGUAUUCUAAUCCUCCUGCUCAUGGGGCUAGAAUUGCAGCUAAAAUUCUGGGAGAUCAAGUAUUAUAUAAUGAAUGGUUGGAGGAAUUAAAUAUGGUAUCUAAGAGAAUUAUUGAUAUGAGAAUUGCAUUUAAAAAUGAAUUGGUUAGAUUAUAAACACCAGGAAAUUGGGACCAUAUUACUUAAUAAAUUGGUAUGUUCUCGUUUACAGGAUUAACACCGGAACAAUGUGAUGUUUUAAUUAAUAAAUAUCAUAUUUAUUUACUUAGAAGUGGAAGAAUUUCGAUGUGUGGAAUUACAACUAAAAAUGUUGGAUAUUUAGCAGCUGCCAUAAAAGAUGCAGUUGUUUCUAUUUAAUAAAAAUGA
This is a messenger RNA of Ichthyophthirius multifiliis, 1275 nucleotides long. RefSeq lists its product as hypothetical. Gene Ontology annotation, biological process: amino acid metabolic process; biosynthetic process. Gene Ontology annotation, cellular component: mitochondrion. Gene Ontology annotation, molecular function: pyridoxal phosphate binding; L-aspartate:2-oxoglutarate transaminase activity. The transcript is spliced from 3 exons. Lineage: Eukaryota; Ciliophora; Oligohymenophorea; Hymenostomatida. The record is from RefSeq and is a predicted model, not a curated record.